CAACGAAGAACACGUAUACUCGUAAAAACACUUAUUGCAUCAUGAAAAUUGUCGGAGAUAUAUACGUCGACUUUUUUUAUCACAUUUGACAGUUGUUUGACAGUUCGAGCAAUUCCAGCCACAAUGUUUCAUAAAAGAAAUAAGACCGCAAAAUGUCUGCACCUCCAGAUCCUAAAUUUUUAUUGCGCGGUGAUAUGGAUGAAAAUGUACACAGUUUGCUAUUUUGGAUUGAUUCUGAUGUAGAACAUCUCUAUGCUGGUGAUGGAAAAGGCACAGUUCAUAUUUGGGAUUUGAAAACAAACAGGAUGAAAAAGCAAUUAUCGGACGGAGACAGUCCAUGUUUUAACUUACACAGAACUAAUCAAUCUGAUUUAAUAGUUCAACGAAGACACGGUGUAGUCGAUAUAUAUAAAGCAAAUGAAUCCAAUUGGAUAUUAAAUAAGAGCAUUGAUUAUAAAUAUUGCAGUUUUUGCAGAUCUCAAUUGUUAUCUGAGAAGAAUGCGAUAUUAGUCCCACUUGAUUCUUCAGUGGUAGGAAUAUUAUCACUAAAAACAUUUAAUAUUGAAUCAACAUUAGAUCCAUCUAAAUUAUCUUACAAUGACAAAUUGGGUACAAUAAUGGCGAUGAAACCAUUGGAUAUAAGUGAUUUAAUUCUGGUCGCUUAUGAAGGUGGGCAAUUAUUGUUGUGGGACAUGAAAAAGAAUGAUGUUCUCAGCUCUCUCACUGUGGAACAAUAUCCAAUGACCUUUGAUUUUGAUGUUUCUUUGAUGCAAGGCAUCCUUGGUAGUGCAUCAGAAAAGUUGGAGAUUUUUAAAAUAUUGCCAAAUCAUACAUUAUCUCACAAAUCUACAAUAAUAUUGGAGCAUGUAUCUGGAGUAUCUGUUCUUUCUAUAAGACCGGAUAAAAAGAUUGUCACAGCUGGUUGUUGGGAUGGAUGUAUCAGAUUGUUCUCUUGGAAAAAAUUACGGCCACUUGCGAUAUUAAGAGAACAUAAAGAGAAUAUAUAUGAUAUUGUUUAUUCGCAACGUGAAGUAGAGGCAUAUGAUACCAAGUGUUUAAUGGCAGCUACUGGCAAAGAUGGCUGUAUAUCGAUGUGGGACAUAUAUAAUUAGUUCGUAUACAGUGAGUCCCGGCUCGGACAAAAUAUCCACUAUGGUUGCAUGUUCAAAUACAUCUGCCAAUUCUGAUGCAUUCAUUCUCACAAAACAAUCAAUCGAUUGAUCGUACAAUGCUGCAGAUGCCCGCUUUGCAGCCAAUAAU
This is a messenger RNA of Cataglyphis hispanica, 1260 nucleotides long. Its product is annotated as guanine nucleotide-binding protein subunit beta-like protein 1. The transcript has 6 exons. NCBI's taxonomy places the organism in Eukaryota, Metazoa, Arthropoda, Insecta, Hymenoptera, Formicidae. The coding region runs from base 153 to 1112 and encodes 319 amino acids. Gene Ontology annotation, molecular function: protein binding. The record is from RefSeq and is a predicted model, not a curated record.